Molecule: messenger RNA, 1783 nt
Organism: Paraphaeosphaeria sporulosa
Lineage: Eukaryota; Fungi; Ascomycota; Dothideomycetes; Pleosporales; Didymosphaeriaceae
Exons: 2
Coding region: 158-1729 (523 amino acids)
Source: RefSeq, a predicted model, not a curated record
CCUUGGUUGCUUGCCCUCCACCAACUCAUCAAGCUCCGUCAGCGGUUGCGUGUCAGGCCAGGUAGCUUCUGCGCGCUCAUAGAGCUGGCCUCCCUUCCCCCUACUAACCAGCGCCUCUUGUUCUGUGCAUUCCUUUCUCGCUUUGAUUGUAUUCGCCAUGUCCUCUGGGCCACCCGCCGUUGUCCAACAACUAGCGGAGCGGCUCUCCGAAGGGUUCGAAGCGUUGAGUGGGGAGUAUCAGUUAUUGCUCGCACAGCAACGACAGCUGGAGAGCAAGCUUUCUUGGGCCAAACAGCAGUACUUAGAUCUACUGAAACGUUCUUCCCCCGAUACUCUUGCCCAAGACCACCUCGUUUUCCUCCAAGACCUCGAGCAUGUAGCAUUAGAUUUGCAGCGACCACCUAUUUCGUGGAUCGAUCAGAUAGCACAGAAUGACGAUGCCGAACGGAAGAAUCACGCCGUCCUCAUUAAGCAAGCCGAGUCAGCCGUAGCAGACUUGCGCACCCCUAUCGUUGAUUCCGGAGUGAAGAUUUGGAGUGGGCCAUCGGCAGACCGGCGGCCGACGCCCCUCCGGAUACAGACAAAUGCAGACAUGUCUUCGAUAGAGAAGGACUUCACUACCAGCGGGACACCAAGCAAGCUUGGCUGUCCAUUCGCUGCGAACAGUGCUAGGCAGAGCCCACUGGCCACUCCUCGCAGCUCCAUCUCUCGCAUGAGCCAAAGAGGGCGCAGGUCGAAGCGUCCUUCGUUCAACGAUCCCAUACGGGCUGAGAUAUGUGGUAUCGACGACCAUGCAUCUGCCUCUGCCUCUGUCGAAGGUUCCGCUGGCGUGUGCCCAAUUCGUUUCCUCGACCAACAUGACCCACAAGACGUUGCAAAGUAUUUUGAGAAGCACAAGCAUGAGCUGCCGCGAAGUCAUGAAGUGUGCAUUAAUCGCUUUCAAAGCAACACGAACAGUAUACAGGAACUCGAUCGCAAAUAUGGCGACCUUGUUAGUAUGAUACAAGGAUUGGGUCAGAAGCACCAGGCAUGGCUUCCAGAAGAACCAGAGGAAGUUGGUGAGGGUCCAACCGCACAAGAGGAUGAGGCGAAGACGGACGUCAAAGUGGAGAAAUGGGCUACAGCGGUCACAGCGAGUCUUCAAAACAGCAUACCAGACGAAGACCAAGACGAAUUGGAAGUGCCCGCAAUGGCACCCGAUGAGACCAGGUCGCCUCGCUUUGAUCGUCCUCUCAAAGAGAUUCGGGUUGGAGAAUCUCCGAGCCGGCCGUGGGGCAUUCACGUCCCUGCCAAGUAUACCGAUGCCGAAAGCUCAUCGUCUGUGGGAUCUGCCGCAACCGCUUCGCCGCAGCUUCCUCUUGAUACAACCCGGCCUAUUGGUGAGACACCGCCCAAGAAGCCAGGAGGCUGCCCGUUCGGUCACAUGGUCAAAGGCGAUGGAUCAAAAGUACAAGAAAAGGGUACUGCCGCAGAGGCAAUGCAGCCAGCCAUGACAGACGCGCCUGUCUCGAACCUUGGCCAUCCCAUGAAUCCGAAGUUAGCAGUACCACAUGUGCAUGAACCGGAAUCCAAACAUGAAUCCAACCCGAAACCUAAUGGGACGCCUUCGCCAACAACGCCGACCGUAAUCCCUCAAAUGGUAUUCAACGGACCCGUGUUCUUGGGAUAUCCGCCAGAACAGCUAGCUAUACUUUUGCAGAACAGCAACCUCGGCGCUGUCAUGCGGUGAGCAGCCUUGGAUAGCUUUGAUUUGACAGCGAAUUUUAGCGAAAGUUAUAUACCA